AUGUUUUCUGGCGCCAUAUUCAACGAAGAGAGCUGUACCAUCGGACGAAAAGAUCAUUUUAUCUCCUAUGAAGACUUUGUGUACUUCCUCAUCAUAACCAUGUCAACGGUGGGGUACGGCGACUUUGCUCCAGUUACGUUCCGAGGUAGGAUACUGGUACUCGUCUUCAUCGCCCUCACGCUGAGCUUGGUCACAUUUCAAGUAAAGAAGCUUAUGUUUAUUUUGGCGGAGGAUCAUAUCCAAUACGGCGUUGUCCCCAACAGCUCCUCACAUCACAUCCUCAUGGUAUGUGAUAGAGUAGACCUAGUACUAAUACAAAGCCUCAUCAAAGAGCUUUACUCCACCAAGUUCUACGAAGGGGCCCCGCCAGUGCUAGUCAUUACUACCACCGAUCUACCCCAUGAACAGACUUGUAAAAAACUCAACGAGACGUGUACGGCCCUGGGCAUCCAUCUCUACAUCAGAAGAUUCGAUUUCGCCUCGGCUUAUCGUCCGGCAUCGCUCGAGAGCUCGACCUCUGGAGCCAACACUGGGUACACCAACAACUCAGCAUCCUCAUCGUCGAGCUCGAACAGCAAAACCAAAUUCACUGGAUCUGGCUGCGGCCAUCUACGUGCUUACUCCGCCACCAUCGUCGGGUCCCUCGGUGACCUCAACCAUAUGUUCUAA
Perkinsus marinus ATCC 50983 is the source of this 669-nucleotide messenger RNA. RefSeq lists its product as hypothetical. Bases 1 to 669 code for a protein of 222 amino acids. The transcript has 5 exons. The record is from RefSeq and is a predicted model, not a curated record. Lineage: Eukaryota; Perkinsozoa; Perkinsida; Perkinsidae.